Messenger RNA from Sturnus vulgaris (Common starling), 2410 nucleotides. The record is from RefSeq and is a predicted model, not a curated record. NCBI's taxonomy places the organism in Eukaryota, Metazoa, Chordata, Aves, Passeriformes, Sturnidae.
GGCGGCGGCGGGGCGGGGGCGCCGGGCCCGCUGAGCCUUGCGCUCGUUGACGCCGCGCAGCGGGAAGAUGGUGGGGACCCGCACCAGACUGGACUAAGUGUAGACAGUAAGAGUAAGUCUGUCAGAAGCACUUUGUCGAAGCAGAGAGUGACUGUGUUCCCUGAUCUCACAAAUGGCACACCACGGCUUAUGCUCAAGAGAGUCAUGCAGAACCACCCCCAAGUUUCACCACUGGCACCUCGGAUAUCUAACGAUGAAAACACACGAGAAGCUCAAUCACAAGUCCCAUCUAAAAGGGUUUCCAGCAUGGGGGAAUUGCAGCUGCCAGAUGUUGCUCCUGAGGCCACAUCUAUCACUGUAUUCCACAUGACAAAGAAGAGAAAGAAACUCAGCAUUUCUGAAUUUGAGAAAGCAGCAGAGAGACGACUUCCCCAGUACCAAGCUCAGUCACCGUUGGACAGCACAGUUAUGACUCGAUCCCUUCAUGUGUCUCUGGGUUCCUUGCUGGCCCCAGACACCAUUGAAAAGAGGGGCUUGAUGCGGAGGCCAAAAAUCCGCAAGGCUGUUGACAUGCAAGAGUUUGAAGGCAGAGUGGAACAGAACAUGCUGAAGAGUAAAGGACAGAACUAUCUUGUGGACUCACAAUCUAGGAUUCGGACAAGCAUCCUGACAAGUGAUGCAGAAAUGAUGAUGAAUAGCACGGAGCUCUUUGUUCAGUCCCAGCUGGAUGAACAGAGCCAAAAUAAAUCUGCUCUUGAACCCCAGCUGUCAGAUUUGAAAACUUCAGCACAGAGGAGCCUGAUUUCUGAUGCAGAUCAAGAGGAAGCAAGGCUGGAAGGCCUGGUGUCUGGUGUGAGCACAAACAGCAGAAGGAGCCAAACAUACUCCAAGAGCUCAAGCCUUGAUCAUGAGCGUGUUGACAGAAUGACUCGUAUAUCUCCAGAACCUCUUGCAAAACAGCAAGAAGAAAAGCAAGAUCGUUCCCAUCAGAGUAAACCAGUGACACAGAUUUCUUUUUCUGAAGAAGAGGUGGCUUGCAGUGUUUAUAGAUGGAACUCCUCUCUGUCCUCCACAAGUUCAAGUAAAUAUUUGGGAUCCCCAGUCACUCUAAAUGUUUCCAGGAUGUCUUUGAGAGAAGUUGUCUUCCAUGUAAUUGAAGACCUAGAAAUAAGUGAUUCAGAAGAAGAGAUGAUUAAUACAGUGAAUGGAGUGGAACAGGAAAAGAUUUUCGGAGAGGCUGCUGAACAUGGUGCAAAUGCUGGAUAUUCUGAACCUUUGGAGAAGAAACUGUCUGAAAAAGCAGGGUUGCAGAUAACUGCAGCACAGGACAGCAGAGGUGAAACAGAAAUGGCUCCUUCAGCAGGAGAGGAACUGGCAGAAGGCAGCAUUGGAGCCCGUGGCUCUCCCCGAGCUGAACAUGAGAUUACCAGAGGCAUUAGAGCUGAAAGUCUGGGCAGGCACUCUCAUGCCUCUUACUCGUUUCAUAAACCUGAGAUGACUCCAUUAAAUGAAGCUGAUGAACAAGAAGAUGAGCUACAGGACCAGGCUGCCAUGUUAGACCUGGAUAGUUCACUGGAAGAGCCUGCUGAGGAUGAAGCUGAACCCCCUGCAAGUCCUGAGGUUUCCAUGAAGACUCCUGCGUUUGUCCGAGCUCCAGCCUCCAACCUCCUGCUGUCAACGCAUGUUACAAAAUCUGCUGCUCCCAGCUUCCCUCAAAGGUCUCCCCUGCAGCAGCUGCAUCCCAAGGUAGUUCCAAAGAGAUUGGGAACAUCCCAGAAGGAACCACGUGUGCCUCAAGUACCGAGGAGUUUGAUAAAGGAGAUAUUCAGACAUUUUGCUAAAAUGCCAAUGACCAGAGAUACAUUCAAAAUUGUUGAAAAAUGCUCUGAGAGAUACUUCCAGCAGCUGAGCAAUGAUCUGGAAGCUUACACCCUCCAUGCAGGGAGGAAGACAGUGGAGGCAGCUGACCUGGAAGUCCUCAUGAGAAGGCAAGGGCUGGUGACAGACAAGAUGCCACUGAACGUGCUGAUAGAGCGUUACCUCCCUCUGGAGUACCGGAAGCUCCUGAUUCCAGUGGCAGUGAGUGGAAAUAAAGUGAUCCCCAGGAAGUAAAGGUGCAGGGAUGGCCCCUGCGGGUGGGAAGGUGGCCUGCUCCCAGGGGCUGGCUGGGGGUUGUUCCAUGUCACUGCUCCAGGUGAUGCUUUUCCACACAUCACCAGUCAGGCAAGGACUGCUGGAUGUUCUCCUGAGUGGAGGCAGGUUGUGUUGUGGCCACCAGAGCACCCUGCUGGGUCUCACCAGCCUUUAUUACAGGUCAUUUGACUAUCCAUAUUUUUGUAUGUUACCUUUGAAUACUUGUACAGAUAUGAUAAAUAAAACGUUAUGUGUAUUUUGUGUGAUGCCAAUGCUG